Fulvia fulva is the source of this 678-nucleotide messenger RNA. RefSeq lists its product as uncharacterized. The record is from RefSeq and is a predicted model, not a curated record. Bases 1 to 678 code for a protein of 225 amino acids. The transcript has a single exon. NCBI's taxonomy places the organism in Eukaryota, Fungi, Ascomycota, Dothideomycetes, Mycosphaerellales, Mycosphaerellaceae.
AUGUCCCAGGACCAGGUUGAGGACCCCAAGAUACAAUUCCGAAACGUGCCAGAAGGCAGAGGGAAACUCUUCCCUCUCAGAUCCGAACAGAGCACGCAAUCACCAAGCUCAGAAUCCACACCCUUAUGCUUCGGAACUCGCAACUGCUCCUCCUGCGUAGGCCUCUUCCUCCCCCUUCCAAACCAAGGAUGUGCAUACGUCGCCCACAUCAACGCCUGGGUCUUGUCCACCGACGACAAGGGCAAAGAAGGUUACGACCGCAUUCCCAGCUUAUCAGAAGGAAAUCGGUUCAGAGCAGAAGUAUUGAGAAAGUUCCAGUCCGUGUUCGCAAAGCAUAGCUGGGUAAUAGCCGAUAUCGACGCCGCAGGCGUCACUCUGGUCUGCCCUAAACUCUACGAUGGCGGCAGCUGGGACUACUCCACAGGAUGGUACGUGGUAGACGCCAUCAGAGACCUCCUCGCCAGGCCGCCGGGGCUACAGUGUGAUUCGCUUGCACAUGGGUUCGUUUUCGAUCCCGUUGACGGGGAGAUGGAGAACUUGCCGAUCUCAGGCUCGAGGCAGGAUUCUUUCAGCACUAAGAUUUGGGUGCAGAAAGCGGACGGGUUGGAAUGGGAGUAUGGUGUUGUUGAUGAGGUGGAGGGGUUGGAUGAUUGGGAGAUUCAGGCGGAGAGGCCGUGA